CACUGAUUCAUUUCCCGCGAUUGUCAGGCGAAAGAUUUUUUCCGAACACGCGGGGUUUGGAGGAUAAAGAUAGGCAUCAUGCCGAAGAAACCUGCGAGAAAUGGGUUUUACUUUUUCAUGAAGGACAUCGAGCCAUCGCUUAGAAAAGAAGGACGUGUUUUUCCUAAUGGAAUCCAAGACGUUGUUCCCAUUGCACACCCUCGAUGGAAGGCUCUUACGGAUAAAGAGAGGGCAGUAUAUGAUCAAAGGGCUAAGGAAUAUAAAAAGCAAAUGAAAGGAGCUAGUGGUGAUUGCUACAGAAUGGACAACCAAGGAAAACUGCUCUCGGAACGUGUAGAUGUAGAAGCUGAGACUGAUCAGCUGAGACUAAAGCAGAGGAUGUCUGUCCGAGAAAAAUGGCCCCCUGGAGAAGAGGUUGCAAAUGAGGUGUUUUAUUUAAUCAACUUCCAAACACUGUGUAUGACUGAUGAUGGCCAUUAUUUGCCAGCAGAAAUCGGCGUAAUUGAAUACAGCAUCAAGCGAGGCAUAAGUAAAAAACUCCACAGAUUUAUAGAACCAGGAAGAAUUCCACUGGGAUAUAAAGGAGUUUGUAAAGAAAAAAGUGAGGAUUACCAUAAAAUUCCGAUGGAAAAUUUUGAGAAUGCCGAUUCCAAUUACAGAGGAUUAUGGAUCCAAUUAGAGAAUUUUGUAAAUCCUAAUGGAGAGAAACCCGAAUACCCUCCAUUUUAUUGUCUGGGUAAUGACAUCAAAGAAACGGCCUAUUGUUUGGAAUGGAUUCAUGGGAGAGCCUGUCUAGGAAUCCCGAACCGACUGAAGAAAGUUUACGAAUUGGAGGGCAUGGUCACAGACCUUUAUCAACACUUAGGUCAUUCUGUAUCAAAGACAAGAGUUAUAGAAUUGCUCACUUCAAAUUCUUGGGAUUAUGAGCCAAAAACAAGAUGUGAUUACCAUGAAGAACUGGAAUGUAAAUACUGCUCACUGGGGAUUAUUCAAAGAUAUUCGUAUGCUAUCUCAGACAGUUUUUGUGGCCUGUUGAAGAUAGAACUGACCAACAGACAUCUUCCCGUCCGGACAGACAACCCAGUGGUAGCUCUUCCACCGUCUUCAAUGAAAGUGAAAGUACCAUCCCAGAAUCAGAGGUUUGAAAAGUCUCCAAUAAAACAGAGCAACAGUUACAGUGCACUAGCUAAGAAGAAUUUUAAAGAUGAAAGUUCAGAUGAGAGUGAUGAUGACAAUCAGUCUAUGACCUCCCUUAGACGUCCUCAUCUCCCAGUAAAUAUGGCACCAGCACCCAGAGAUCCAUGGGCAGAACAGCAAAAGCCUAAAGCAGCAAAUAUGGGACGAGGCAUGUGGUCUGGGACCCCUAUUCCCUCCAAACCUCCACCCCCUACAGCUACCCAGACAGAGUUUCCCUCACUGGGCCGUGGUAUGGGAGGUGUAGCAGGUGCCACUGCUGUAGGGUUUACCUCCGGUGCUGGGGAUUUUCCAGGCCUUGGAAGGGGGAGCGGAUUACAAGGAGUGGGCAUUGGGAGAGGAGUUCCUCUAAGUCAUGUCCAGCAGCCAGCAGGACAGAAGUUUGCAGGGCGAGCUAUGGCCCCAGAUCCCAGUUCAGCUCCUGUUCCUCCAGCAGCUUGGGUUAAAGAGGAAUCCCCCAAACCAACGUUAAACAGUAUAUCACAAAGUCUACAAAACAUUCAAGCCCCUAGGGGACCAGCCUCUACUGUACCCCCAGGGUUUAAGGCAAUGGAACCUCCAGUCAGGCCACAAAUUCCGCAGCAACAAAUACCCAGCAGGUUAACUGCUCCCCCUCAGAGAGAAGUCACUGGAAGAGGAAGAGGAAUCAUGGGAACUGUUGAUCCGACGCUGAAACUUCCUAAAGGCAGAGGUUAUGCUCCUCCAGGAAUGGAUGUUCAGAAACAUCUCCAGAUGCUGCAGCUGGGUAACUGACCAAAAGAUUCAAAUUAUUUUAUCGUGAAUUUGGAGAUCCAGGCUUGUUUAAAAUCAUGUUUUCCUGACAGCAGAUUAUUUGUAUCUGGGCUAGCUGUAGUAGAAUUGACCUGAAAGACUGGCACGCAUUCAAUGAGACGAUAAUACUGUGAUGUAUUUGAUAUUUCUUUAUUUUGGCUGGAUUGUGAAACAGUAAAUGUCCAUUCAUCCAUCUAUGAGUGUUCAAUCAAUCAUCUACACUAGUUAUUCAUUUCAUGUUGCAUUCAGAUACAGAGAAGCUUGUCAAAUAGACUAAUCCAGGUGUUGUGUAUUCCGAAAUCUUGCUGAAUAUAGAGAUAACUUUUAGUAAAUUCAGUUGGUAGAUAUGUCUGAUCUUUAAUUUUGUCUAAUCCAGUCUACAUGUAUUUUUGUGGAACCAGCUGUGUUCAUAUUAGACAAGUAUGACUGUAUUUAAAAAAAAUUGUUUUGCUCCAUAUGGUUCCAGAUAACAAGGUAUUAAUUUGCUCACUGUAGGCCUUGUUGUCUGUUAGAUGUUUCAUUUGUUUUUUUCUGCUACAUAUGUACAUAAAUCAUGAGACCAUGGGGGUGUCAUUACAGUUAUUACACUUGAUCAUCAUGACUGACGCAAAAUUCCUGAAUCCCCCCCCCCUUUGAUUUUGAUAUUUUGGCAUGAGACUGAAUUGUUUUAUGGGAUGAAAAACAAAUAUGUUAACUUCCUGUAUUGACCAGAUUCAUUAUCAUUUAGGGCUGAUUUUUCUAUCUACUAUAUUUGAGUUGGGAGCGAUUAGGUCCUGGACUUGAUUUUCAAGCACUGCUUAACUUUGAACAAAACAAACUUGCGUGCCUAGCUGGGUGGCUGUGUAUUUUUUGGUACUAAAAUCUUUAUAAAAAAUUGUUCUACAAGAUCUGAAAAGGAAACUUCUCAAAAGUUUGUUUUCAAUGAAUACCA
This is a messenger RNA of Saccostrea cuccullata (small rock oyster), 2896 nucleotides long. Its product is annotated as protein maelstrom homolog. Gene Ontology annotation, cellular component: nucleus; P granule. The record is from RefSeq and is a predicted model, not a curated record. Gene Ontology annotation, molecular function: sequence-specific DNA binding. The transcript is spliced from 15 exons. Gene Ontology annotation, biological process: regulation of miRNA-mediated gene silencing; male meiotic nuclear division; negative regulation of DNA-templated transcription. The coding region runs from base 79 to 1947 and encodes 622 amino acids. NCBI's taxonomy places the organism in Eukaryota, Metazoa, Mollusca, Bivalvia, Ostreida, Ostreidae.